AGUACUUGCUUUCGUCAUGAAAAAAUAUAAAACCCAUACAACUGGCAACAACUGCUAAAAACACUCCAUGAUCUUCCCCACAGGCUUAAUAAUCUGUGAACUGUAAUACCUUCUAACCUCAUCAUGUGACUAAACACAUAAAUCCACUGCUACCCUGGCUCUGGCAUGAGCACAAAUCAAAAUUUCACUUUGGCAUCUCAACAAGAAGGCAGGCGGCUAAAAAUAAAAUUAACCCACUUUAUUUAAUUUUAAUUCUAAGAAAUCCCUGUGCCGUUUUCCCAUCAACACACUCAACCUAAUUUGGGGUGGGUUGAUUGUUCUAAUAAGAAACAGGUCAGCUUGCUUUUAUAGAUGUUUAAAAUGGACAAAUCCACUGUCAUGACAACCAUGUGACUGCUUGCACACCUUUUUUGAAAUAUAAGGACUACCAUAAGGGAUAUGGAAAAAUGAUGUGUCAUUUCCUAAAAGCCUCAUGUCCAAAGCUAAACUUAACAGAGAAAAAAUGUUCCGGUGGUGAUGACUUCUUUCUAUUUAUACCCCCACUCUGAGUCUUAUUUUGGACAUUGUUUCUUAGUCACCUCUUUUAUUACACACAGACUUCAGAAACUUCUCAAAUAACUAGAGGCGAUAAUAACAUAAGUGUAAUGAGAAGAUCACUGAGGGUGCAGCUACUCUAUCAUCACUAUUUUCCCUUCUGUCAUCCCUAGGAUUAUAUUAUUUGUGCACAUCUGAAUAGAUAAAAUCUCUUUGAUAAAGCGAUGUUUUUUUCUCAGGGGUGGUGUUUAUUUGAGAACGCGCAAUCUGCAUGCACAACCCAACACAGCAUGCCUGUGUGAGCUGAGAUAUUAACACUUAUUCCUGAGGUUAAGAUGAAGUAGCCGUCCAGCACAUGGGAGUGGCUUUGGAUCCUGUCAUAUCAUCAAAGCUCUGUGUAGAAGAAUGGCCACCAGACGUGCUCAUACUGAGGAUGACCUUUCCUGCCCAGUGUGUGGACAUAUUCUAAGUCAGCCUGUGGUGCUCACUUGCAGACACAAAUUCUGUAAAGCCUGUCUGAAAGACAGCUGGGACACACAAGACAGUGGGGAUUCACAUUCACACUACUGUCCUCUUUGCUGGCGCCGUUCCUCUAUGGAUCAAAUAGUCGUGAGCACUGUGCUCGAGAAGGCCUGUGAAUCCUUCAAGAAGGACAGAAGCAAGAAUGACCCAGAGGCUUGCAAAGAGCAUGGAGAAAAGCUCACACUCUUCUGUGUGGAAGACUUAGAGCCAAUUUGUGGUCUAUGUGGGAAAGCAGCUGCACACUCUGGGCACCGGCUUUAUGCCAUCGGGGAAGGUGCCCAUGACUGCAAGGAGGAACUAAAGAGUGCAGUCUUACCUUUGAAAGAGAAAUUACAGCUGUACAAGAAGACAAAAAUGGUCUGUGAGGAAAUGGCAGAACAUGCCAAGAACCAAGCUGAACAGACUGAAACACAGAUCAAAGAGGAAUUUGAAGCCCUUCACCGUUUCCUUAAAGAGCAGGAGGCUGCCAGACUUUCUGAUUUAAAGGCUGAGGAGGAUCAGAAGAACUUAAUGAUUAACCAGACGAUUGAAGAGAUCAACGAUGAAAUGGCAUCUCUUUCCAACACCAUCAAAUUAGUUGAACAGGAGAUGUCAACUCAAGAUAUCCCAUUUCUUAAGAAAUACAAGGAAACAAUAAGGAGAACCUGGCAAAGUUCUCCCAAUCCACAAAUGGUAUCUAGUGCUCUGAUUGAUGUGGCCAAGCACUUGGGCUCUCUGAAAUAUAAAGUGUGGGAGAAGAUGAAGAGGAUAGUCAAAUACACUCCUGUGAUUCUGGAUCCGAACACAGCAGCUAGCUGCUUCAUCAUCUCCGAGGAUCUCACAGUUGUGCAGAACUCUACCCAGAUUUUCAAGCUCCCAGACAACCCAGAACGUUUUGAUGUCAGUGCUGAGAUGCUGGCCGCUGAGGGCUAUUCCUCUGGACGCCAUAGUUGGGAUGUAGAGGUGAAUGACAACACCUACUGGGUGGUCGGGGUAGCCAGUGAGACAAUCAACAGGAAGGGUAAACACAUUCUAACACCAGCAGAGGGAUUCUGGACUAUAAGGUUUCGCAAUGGAGAGCAUAAAGCCUGCACAGCACCGUGGGAGCCGCUCAACAUGACCAAGAAGCCGGAUGCGAUAAGAGUGGUUUUAGACAUGGACAGAGGCAAGGUGACCUUUUACGACCCUAGACAGAGAACACCCCUCUACACCUUCACAGAUGUUGUCACGCCUAGAGCCUUUCCUUACUUUUGCACUGCUUGCAAAGAGCAUCCACUGAAAAUUCUACCCUCACGGAUAUCCUUAUCAACAGAACAGUAAAUCAACUUGAAGACAUUAUGAAAUUGUUCUGUAAACU
This is a messenger RNA of Pelmatolapia mariae (spotted tilapia), 2392 nucleotides long. RefSeq names its product tripartite motif containing 35-13 (gene trim35-13). Gene Ontology annotation, molecular function: ubiquitin protein ligase activity; zinc ion binding; protein binding. NCBI's taxonomy places the organism in Eukaryota, Metazoa, Chordata, Actinopteri, Cichliformes, Cichlidae. The transcript is spliced from 6 exons. Gene Ontology annotation, cellular component: cytoplasm. The coding region runs from base 940 to 2355 and encodes 471 amino acids. The record is from RefSeq and is a predicted model, not a curated record. Gene Ontology annotation, biological process: protein ubiquitination.